AUGGCGUCAUCAUCGUCGGCCAGACCCACCGCCAACGGAGACCACAGGCCGCGUCCGCCGCCGUCAAACCCCAGCAACAGCAACAGCAACCGCCACCAGCACUACUACCCAACGACGUCGUAUCAUUCUUCCUCCUCCUCCUCCGCUUCCUUCAAAGGCUGCUGCUGCUGCCUCUUCCUCCUCUUCUCCUUCCUCGCCCUUCUCGUCCUCGCCGUCGUCCUCGUCAUCAUCCUCGCCGUCAAACCCAAGAAGCCCCAGUUCGAUCUCCAACAAGUCGGCGUCCAGUACAUGGGCAUCAACUCCCCCGACCCGAACCCGAACCCGACUUCGGCCUCCCUCUCCCUCAACAUCCGCAUGCUCUUCUCCGCCGAGAACCCCAACAAGGUCGGAAUCAAGUACGGCGAGUCCAGGUUCACUGUCAUGUACCGCGGCAUCCCAUUGGGCAAGGCCUCCGUCCCCGGCUUCUUCCAGCAGGCCCACAGCGUCAGGGAGGUCGUCGCAACCAUCGCCGUCGAUCGCGCCAAUCUCAUUCAGGCCGACGCCGCCGAUUUAAUCCGCGACGCUUCUCUCAACGACCGGGUCGAGCUCCGGGUCCUGGGUGACGUCGGCGCCAAGAUCCGCGUCUUGAACAUCGACUCUCCUGGCGUUCAGGUUUCCGUGGAUUGUGCGAUCGUUAUAAGUCCAAGGAAGCAGUCUCUCACUUACAAGCAGUGUGGAUUUGAUGGAUUGAGUGUUUAGCCUCAUUCACCUAACAGUAACAAGUCCUCACUCUCUGGGGUUUUUUUUUCUCUUUUCUUUCUUUUAAUUUUAACUCUUCAAAUUGGGAAGAGAACUGAAAGGUAAAAAGCAGGGGAGUAAAACACUAAUAGUUUUAACAGCAAAGAGGAAAAGGAAGGAGAAGAAGAUUCGCAAAUUGGAAAAUUCC
Molecule: messenger RNA, 925 nt
Organism: Fragaria vesca subsp. vesca
Lineage: Eukaryota; Viridiplantae; Streptophyta; Magnoliopsida; Rosales; Rosaceae
Exons: 2
Coding region: 1-738 (245 amino acids)
Cellular component (GO): plasma membrane
Source: RefSeq, a predicted model, not a curated record